CAACCUCUCUCAACCAUACUGUACAUUAUACACCUUUUGGUAGCUUGCUUCAAUUUCAAAAUCACCAAGUUUAUCUUUAAAAUCAGUCAAGAUGGCUCGUCAAUUCUUUGUUGGUGGUAACUUCAAGAUGAAUGGCUCUGUCCAGAGCAUCAAGAAGAUCAUCAGCGGUCUGAACGAGGCCAACCUCGACCCUAAAGUCGAGGUCGUCGUCGCCCCUCCCGCACUCUACCUCCUUCUCGCCCGCGCCGAGCUCCGCAAGGAGGUCGAGGUCGCCGCCCAAAACGUCUACGACAAGAACGAGGGCGCCUUCACCGGCGAGAUCUCCCCCGCCCAGCUUAAGGACUCCAACAUCGGCUGGACCCUGAUCGGCCACUCCGAGCGCCGUGUCAUCCUCAAGGAGUCUGACGAGUUCGUCGCCUCCAAGACCAAGAACGCCCUUGACCAGGGCGUCCGCGUCAUCCUUUGCUGCGGCGAGUCCCUCGAGCAGCGCGAGAAGGGCGAGACCGUCUCCGUCGUCACCGCACAGCUUGGUGCCGUCGCUAAGGCCAUCAGCGCUGAGCAGUGGGCUAACGUUGUCAUCGCCUACGAGCCAAUCUGGGCUAUUGGUACCGGCAAGGUCGCCACCACCGCCCAGGCACAGGAGGUCCACAUCGCUCUCCGCCAGUGGUUGUCGAAGACCAUCAGCGACAAGGUCGCUGAGGAGACGAGGAUCAUCUAUGGUGGCUCCGUCAGCGAGAAGAACUGCAAGGACCUGGCUACCCAGCCUGAUAUCGAUGGGUUCUUGGUUGGAGGUGCUAGCUUGAAGCCAGCGUUUGUUGAUAUCGUCAACGCCCGCUUGUAAGCGGUUCCUGGGUUAAUUAGGCCUAUUUGAGUGUGCAAUGGCGGCAAGCUUUUACCCUGCAGCAUAAAAGUAGAAAGUAGAAUUGAAGUUCUCAUGUAGCCCAAAAGUCUG
Pseudogymnoascus verrucosus is the source of this 952-nucleotide messenger RNA. It is a transcript of the gene TPI1, whose product is annotated as triosephosphate isomerase. Gene Ontology annotation, molecular function: triose-phosphate isomerase activity. Gene Ontology annotation, cellular component: cytosol. The record is from RefSeq and is a predicted model, not a curated record. Lineage: Eukaryota; Fungi; Ascomycota; Leotiomycetes; Thelebolales; Thelebolaceae. The transcript is spliced from 4 exons. Gene Ontology annotation, biological process: gluconeogenesis; glycolytic process; glycerol catabolic process. Bases 92 to 841 code for a protein of 249 amino acids.